Messenger RNA from Podarcis lilfordi (Lilford's wall lizard), 31860 nucleotides. The record is from the annotation of a GenBank genome assembly. Lineage: Eukaryota; Metazoa; Chordata; Lepidosauria; Squamata; Lacertidae.
AGCAGCGAACUAGGGACGGGAGGGAAAGCAGGCGGGCAGGGCGCGCGCUCGCGCGCACCUCUCGGGGACAGGAGCUCCUGGAUCGGGGCCUCCUCCCAGCCCUUCUCCACCCUGAGAUCGGCUGCAGGCGAAGCCGUUGGUCACCAUUCCCAGCCGCCGCUUCGGGCGGAACAAGGCGCUUCAUCCGUAUGCCUGGCGCGCACCUUUGACCAGGACUUGACGCGGGUCUUUCCACAUUCCUUUUUCGAACAGGAAAAAAACAAAGGGAAAAAAACCACCCAUAUUGCGAUUCAUGGUAUGGACGCAACACGCUGAGAGAUCUGCAGGGUUUUCAGCCUGCCCCGUUUUCACUGCCUGGAAGGGGGGGAUCCCCUAGGCUGGUUUAUUUUUUAAGGCCAGACCUUUCCCCUCCUCCCCUGCUGCUUUCUUGACCCACCCCUGGCUGAGCUCAGGUGAGGCGCGCUGCUGCUGGCGGCUUCUCUGCGGGACUGGCCGGACGCUUUCCCCGCUUCCAAGCAGGCUCCUCGCCGUCCACCUGCCCACCGAGCCCAACCCGCCCGCCGCUGCGCCUCAGCUGCCCGGCUCCCGCCUGCCUGCCUGGCUCUCUCUCCCCCUCCCUUCCUCCCCAUGCAGGUGGAGCCUCUCUCCUCUCCCUGCUUCUGCCGCCGCGCGAAGCAGGUGCCUGCCCGGGCGGAGGGAGGCAGGGAGGGGUACGCAAGGGAGCGGGAAGAGCCGCCGUCGCCGACAACCUAGCCCGGCUCCCGCCAUCUCCUGCGGCUCGCGCACUUGUCCUCUCCUCCGCCCCUCCGAAGCGCCACGCCCUCGCCGGCAAGGCGGCGCUCUCAUUGGCUACCGGCAUUUGGGUGGGCGGCGCUCGCCCCAGGAGUUGGGCAAUAUAUCCCGCACGAGUGGGAGGGGACACAGCUAAUUUUUCUCCUUGGGCAGAGCCAGGUUUCGUGCUUUCGGCUUCCCUUCCCACCCCCCCCGGCUUUCUCUCUGGUUCACUCUCCCUCCACCCCGCCCCCAGGCCACCUCCUGCCCCGCUUUGCCCGGCUGCCGGUCUCUCUCUUGCUCUCUCUCUCCGGGCACGGAUUACUCGACACGCGCGCUUGCCCGCUUGCCCGCCCGCUCGCCCGCCAGCGCCAGCGCCACCUCGUCAGGGUGGGACGCCCCGCCGGGCACACAAAGACCUUCCGUUUGGUCCCCGCGUCGCCUGGAGAGCGCGAGCGCCCUGCCGGCGGGAAUUUCGCGGAGGGGACGCUCCGAAGCGAAGGCUGUGGUCUCUGAAGGGGGACCGGACUGCAGAACUCCGGGUCGUGAAGCGACAAGCCGCGCCGACCUCCGCUCAUGGCUCGCGGGAAGAAGGAAGGCGAUGGCAACUGGAAGAAAUUCAUCUGGAACUCGGAGAAGAAGGAGUUCCUCGGGAGGACCGGGGGCAGUUGGUGUGAGUACCUUCUUCCUCCAUAUACGCUUUCUCUCUCUUUUUGCCCUCUCGGCUCCCGUCUUUCCAAACACCCCCCGAGGCGGUCUUGCAGGCGAGCCGCGCGGGAAGGCAGAGCCGUAGUGCGCGCUCGUGUGUGUAGGCAGUGGGCGGCAGGUGGAAGCUCCCCUGUGCGUGCCCUGCCUGGAAAUGCUUUUCCACGCGGCUAAAUUGCCGCUCGCCCGCCUCAUUGUGAUCCGAGGCAGGCGGCUCGGAGAAGGGGCGCGAAACCUUCCCGGUCGCUUUCCUUGCCCGGCGAGGCUGGCUUCUCCCCACCCCAAGCCUCCCCUGCUGGGCAGCUUCCGACGACCGCUUGGUCGGCGUGUCGAGGAGGAAAGCGACCCGCUCUGCAGCGCCAGGGCUGUCUCGGAUCGUGCGCGGUGCCAGGCUCGCGCCUUUCCCUGCAAUGUGUGACUCGUCGCUCUGUGUUUUUUGCCGGGGUGUGGCGUGGUUUUGGCGUGUGUGGAAAGAAGGGUCUCAUUCAUUGCGUGCCUCCUCGCUAUUUUGGAAGAUGCACCUCGGGCUUACUAAGGCUAGCCGGCUCACUUGCUUUUCCCAGGCGCGACCGUCUAGACAGGAGGAGAGAGAGAUUGGGGGGGGGGGGGAAUCCCCGGCUUUCCCCUCUCUUUUUCCCCCCCGCGAUGACUUGGGUCACUCCGAAGCAGCCUGUUGCCUCUGCGCUAGAGGAAAAAGCCGCUUGAUUCCCAUUUGCGCCUUGCUUUGCUUUCCCCGCCUGCAAAGGUCGUGCUGAAGGGCACUUGAUGUAGUCAGCCAAGCCUGAGUCGUGAUUGCGGGCAGGGUGGAGGGGGUGGGGGCGACGGAAAGAGGGGGGAGCCCGACACACACCCCUCUUACUCCUCCCCGCCCGCCAUGCUCCUCAGCCACUGCAGAUCCCUCCAUUGCCCACUCAGGGAGGGGAAAGGACGCGGUAGUGGUGCCUUGUGUGUGUUUGCAUUAUCUACCUCUCUAAAAUGGCCACGAUGAGAUGUGAUCGUUCGUGUGAACGUAAGAGAGAGAGAGAGUUAGGGUUGCCUUCCAGACUCUGCCCAACCCCAAAAGGGUUAAUAAUGCAUCACAGCUCAAGGUUAGUCAAGGUGACACCUUCCCAAGCAAAGAGGUAAUGGAAGGCUGGGUUGGGAUCCCUGAGGGAAUCAGAGGGUGGGGGGAUGGGGUGCCACUGCAACCACCAAGGACAACCACCAAACCACCUUUGGUACUGACCACACAUUUGCUUGGAAGCCAGAUUUCAUCCUUUUGUCAUGCACACCUUUAUUUGGGGGAGGCCUGCUUGAGCUGCUGGCAGCGGAGAUAAAGAGAAAAGGUCAGGUGGAAAAGCAAAGGGAGCUUUAGGAAUAAUAAAGUCCUUGAAGGCUGUCUCCUAGCAACUAAACCCAACUUGAAUGAGACUGAGGUUCAGGGCCCAUUUUAAAAAAAAUUAAAAAGUCAAACCUUAAUGUUUUUUCAUUGCUACCGCUACCCUUCAUGCACACAAACCUCCCCCCCCCAACACACUUUUGCUUCCUGGUCCAGGACUGAGGCCCUUUCCCCAGUUGACCACCUUGGUUCUGCAUUGCACAAGCCGGCUCAAAUGCAAAGGACACUGAAGGUUUUCAGGCAAACACACAGUUUCUCCUUCUCCAUUUGCUUACACCUCUGAAAGGUGCCUGAGCAUCAAACUAUUCCCACUGCUUUUCCUUCUUUCAAUAUGACCCUUCAUAAUGCUCCAUGUGGCCAUUGACUGUAUUCUAACCUGCUUUGUGGAGAAGGUAGCAUUUAUUUUGAACAGGCUCCUUUGAUGACAGACAAUAAGCGCUUAACACAACCCUCCUCCCUUUGUUGUUAGCAGAUAGAAAAGUCUGUAGCAAUACCCAUAGGGGUAGAAUGGAGCAUGCCCAGAGCUUUUUGGCAUUGGAAGCAUUUAGAUUUGUCUGCCCUUGAAGGGAAGGGGAGGGUGCCCUUGAAUCUCCUCCUCCUCCCUCUGCUGAGGUUUCCGCAGGUGAUCUUGAGUGUCUCUGUAGAUCCAUCCAUCAGAGGAGUUUCCGUCUUAUCUAGAACUUUCCAUUCCCUUCUAAAACUCUUUGUGCAAAUUUAGAAACAUCUCUGAUUACUAAGGCCAAAACAGCAAACAGAUCCAAGGAAAGGGGGAGCAGAAAGAUUGUUCGUAAGGAAUAAGAAUGGCUUUAUUUAAGAGGACCUGACGUUAUAAAUAGCUUCUUUUUUAAAAGAUAGCUGGGGGAAGAGAAAAGGUUACGGUGUUAUUUUUGAAAUGAUUCACGUAUUGGUAUAGGAACUUUUUUGUAGUCACGCAUGAGUUUCUGCCAGCUGCUGCUGCCAGACUUGCACCGUCUCCAGCCAGUCAGCGUCCUGUUGGAAGUGCCACAUAUCCGGAGCUUCCCGGUUCAAAUCCUUGGCCGGAGUCUGCAUAGAAGGCAGAUGCAAAAGGGGAUUCUUGCCUAACGAUGGGAGAGGAGCUGGAGUCCACAGAGAGACUGAGCUACAAAAUGGGUGUUCAGACAAAAUCCCGUCUUCAGAGACUCUGUUGCUUAGAAUCCCUUAGAAGCAAAGAUGCCUGGUUGCUGGAAGGGCCAGUAAAAUGUCCCUGAUUUCCUCUUUCUGAACAGCUAGAACAGCUGAGGCUCUUACCUGUGUCUUAGGAAAUAAGCUGUUUUGUUUCUUUUAUAACCCAUGCACUUCCUUCAUAUAGUAGAUGCCUUCCAUAGCGCACAGUAGGCUGUGUACUUUGAUGUGGUUGGUUCUUUGUUAACACCCUGGUCAUAAAUCUGACAUAAAACAUCUGACUCCUCACUCUCUGGAGCACUUUGAUUUUAUUAUUAUUAAAGUAAAACCUACCCACAGCACCUUGCUGUAAGCGGACAUACUCUUUGGCUCGUUACAACAGCACCUCCUAUGACUGUACUCUGGAAAAAAUGUCCAAAUCUCUCUGACGUCACAGCUAUUUGCCUACUGCUGCCUGGUUACCGAAGAGUGUGUUAGCCCCAAGUGUGCAAAAAAAAAAAAAAAAAAGUACUGCUGCUGGUCUCCAUGUCUAAUUUCCCUCAAAGGAAAACGAAAACAACCCCUAUUUGAUUAGGGUUUCAUCUUUCACCGGCAACUUCUCUAUAUUGGUGUUCACUCCUUUUAAAGGACUGUUUUAGCACUUUAGAUAGAUAUUAUUUCCCCCCUUCCGAAGAAUAUUGGGAAGUAUAGUUUAAGGGUGCUGACAGUUGUUAGCAGACCCCUGUCCCCCUGAAAGAAAUAAAACUAUGAGAGCUCCCAGGAAAGAGGGAUUGACUGUUAAACCAGAAUUGUAGCUCUGUGCGGAGAAUAGGAGCUCAUAACAACCUUCAGCACCACUUAGAAUCAUAGAAUCUUAGAGCUGGAAGGGACCCCAAAGGUCACCUACUGCAGCCCCCUGCAAUGCAGGAAUCUCAGCUAAAGCAUCCGUGACAGGUGGCUACCCAACCUCUCCUGUUUAAAAACCUCCAAGGAAGGAGAGUCCACCACCUCUCAUGGGAGACAGUUUCACUGCUGAGCAGCUCUUAAUGUCAGAAAGUUUUCCCCUUAACAAGCUGCAGUUUCCAGGAUUCUCUGGGAGAAGCAGUGACUGUUUAAAGUGGCAUAAUACUGCUUUAAAUGUGUAAUGCAGAUGGGGCCUCCAAUAUUUUAUUUAUUUAUUUAUUUAUUGCAUUUAUUUCUCAACUUCUCCGACAUGCAUGGUUCUCCCUCUCAUUUAAUCCCCACAACAGGUAGGUUAGGCUGAGAAGCAUUGACUGGCCCAAGGUCACCUAGUAAGUGGGGAUUUGAACCCUGGUCUUCUAGGUCCUAGCCUGACGCUCUAACCGCUACACCCAUUUGUAGUCUUGCACUGGGUGGAUCUCUUAAGUACCAACAUGUUUGCUGCUGUGGACUUCUUAGUACAAAAAACAAUAGGGCAUGAGUUGGCAUCUUCACCCAGCAGGGCUGCCUUGUGAUGCCUAGAACAGCAUGUUAUAGAGGUAAUCCCUCUAAAGUAGCAACUGAUAAAACCAGAUUUCAGUAUGCGCACAAUUCCUGGGAACAACCCUAGUAAUAAAAUGUUAUGUCCCCCUUUGCCUUCCCUUAACCACAACAAAAACCCUUUAAUUGCAUCUGUAAUUUGCGUAUGAAUCUAGCUGAUUACAACUCAAGUGCAGUCAAAGUGUGACUUUUACAAGAUGCUUUUAUUAAUGCACUACAUAAAAGCAAGCUAAAAGUUGUUUGGGCGCAUAGGACCACAGGGCCACAGUUGAAAUAAAUGUUGGGCAAAAGGCAUUUUGACUCUGGAGAUCUGCCAUACUUGGUGUUUCUUGAUGUAUUCAUAGAGAUGGAAGGGACCCCGAGGGUCAACUAGUCCAACCCCCUGCAAUGCAGGAAUAUGCAGGUGGCCGGUAUGGGGAUUGAACCCACAACUGUGGCCUUAUUGUUGCCAUGCUCUAAUCAUCUGAGCUACAUGGAAUUGAAUUUUCAUGCAUCUUCAGAUAUGGAUGUGACUCCCCCAAACUGGGUCUGUGAUGUCACAGUCACAAGCACAUUUACUUGGCGGCAAGAGCUCAUUUACACUGGUGCAAGAGCUUCUAGCCGCCUUCCUGUGCCUAAGAGCUCUCUGCCGUUGCAUGUAGCCCAGAGUUACAUGUGUAUUUCUGUGUUCAUAGGAACCUAGCUCUUUCCUAUCAUGUGUGUACGUUCUUGCCCACAUGUUGUGGUCUACUGCAAAGCAGGGGUUGGGCAGGUAUGAUAGGUCCAAGGUUCACUCCAUGACCCGCUAUGUUUAGAGCCUAUUAUAGUGAGACCCACAAUAAAAUUCUGCAGUGGAUCCUCCUUUCUUAAAGGAAUGCUCCACUUUGAAUUUCCAACCAGUCAAUUUCUCUAAGUAGGGCAUUCCACUCUGUUCCUCCUCUCCAUGUUCUGUUUUCCUUUCUCAGCAAUCACCCUACAUUCUGUGCCUCCUACACGUGCUCAGACCUUUCAGACUGUUUCUUGCCCCCUCAUGGUUUUUGUAAAUACUUCUGCAAACCUCAACAUUUCGCCAGCCACCCGGAUGCUUCCCUGUUGUUUCUUGGGGUCCCCAUUUUGACUGCAGUCCUAUUGGCACUCACUGCUUGUGUUCACUGUUAGAAUUUGUGGUGCUGGGGCAAAGAGAUAACUGGAUUUGAACCCCACCAAGAACCUAAGUAGAUCAAACAAAAAAUCCAUCCAAGUCCAGUAUUCUGUUUCCAACAAUGGGAAGAAAGCAGUGUUUGCGAAGCUACCAGCAUGGGUUUGACCAAACUGCGGGAGGCAGUGGAAGACAGGAGUGCCUGGCGUGCUCUGGUCCAUGGGGGCACGAAGAGUCGGACACGACUAAACAACAACAAAAUUAAUUUUUCUGCACUUGGAGGUUCUACAUGUCUGUCAUGGCUAAUAACCAUCAAUGAACAGACCUAUGGCCCACAAUUUUUUCUGUCCUAUGUAAGAUUAAGGCCAUUGAGCUCUACAGAACUUCAAAGUAAAUGUGCUUAGUAUUGCUCCCUCUGUGAGCAGCAGUUCUGACUCUCUGCCAGAGAGAAAGAGAGAGAUAUGAUACCACAAAUAGUAUUUUCAGGUCUGUCCAGGCUAUUUUCAAUGACGUGUUAUUCUUUGAGGGCAUUGCCUUUGGGGAGCUGUAACAGGAUUUCCUGUAGCCCUCCAGAUGUUGCUGGACUCCAAAUCCUAUCAUCCUUCCCCACUGGCCAUGCUGCUUGGAGCUGAUGGGAGUUGAAGUCCAACAACAUCUCUGGUUGGGCUCCAUCACCUUUGAACCCCCUUCCAACUCCGUGAUUCUUUAAUUGCAAUUGUUGCAGAACUUGGCGCUUGUAAUCUUGAGAAACUGCUGGAUACCCAAAUGGCCUCUUGCAUAAUUAGCCUUCCAUCCUUGACUGCUAUGUGUUUAUUUUUUCUCUUGCCACAGUUAAGAUCUUACUCUUCUAUGUGAUCUUCUACGGCUGCCUGGCUGGUAUCUUCAUUGGGACCAUUCAAGUCAUGCUGCUCACCAUCAGCGAAUUCGAGCCCAAGUAUCAGGACCGAGUAGCACCCCCAGGUAACAAUGUGCACUGAUGAGGGGCGCUGGUCAAACUCAACCCCCCCCCCACAGAAGGAGUGGUGUGUGUUUGCUUAUUUUGCCGCAGUGGAUUUUAUUUAGAGCUGCUGGAUUUUGACUGCCUCUUUCAAUAGCUGCAUGGCCUUCUUUAUUUCCUCAAAACUUGUAGGGUCAGGCACAGAUGAACUGGUAGUCUACUGUAACAAAGAAGGAAAUUUUGGCUUGCCUGUUGUUUCACUAGGAAGCAGAGCCUGCUCAAUCUCAGGCAGCAGGAUCUACAGAGAGCAGCAGAUCUGGCUCCCAAGGAAUGCAUCACCCAUUACUACUACUACUACUUCUGCUGCUGCUGCAGUAGCAGCAAUGGCUGCGUCACACUCCUUGGGGCCCAGAUCUGCCACUUCCUCUGCGCUCCCCCCCCCAGCAAUGCCGCUUCUCUUGGUGAAUAGGAGGCACCGCUAAUCUUCUCCUGCCCCUAGUAAAGAAUUGGUGGGGGCUGCCUUCUGGGGUCUCCCAGGCUCUGUAUCUUCCUGGUGAGACUCAGAACAGGCCUUUUCUCUCUCCACCGACAGCCUUCGAUUCCGACUUAAACCGUUGGGUAAGAUUGAUUUCCCCUCUUGUUCCUGAUGUAGAUCUUCACUCAUCUCUUCUUCGCUGGCUGGGGUGCAUGUGUAAUUUUUUGUGGUUUGCCUCAGGUGCCAAAAUGCCUUGGGCCAGCCUUGCUAGAAAAGUGUGCCCUCCAGUUCUCGGUGUAAUUUCCCAAUGGGUUUUUAUCUCAUUGCUCCUCUAGUAAGUUCAGGUAAGUUCAGAGCAACAACCUCUGUGACCUUAGUUAGGCCAAGAUUGCUUUGCUCAAGGCUUUAUAACAGAGUUGAGUUUUAAGGCAGGGCAUCCAAGCCCAAUACUCUAACCCGAUAGUCUUCCACCUUUUCAGACCUGAGACCCACCUUUAGCCUCCUAUGUGCAUUUUGGGGGACCGCUUCUUAGUUUUGAACCAUAUAUUUGUAUUUGUGGUGCCGUUUGGGCCCACCUCAGGUAUAGCUGUGAUUCAUUAGAGCAAGGCUAGAGAUGCUGUGGGGAUAGAUGUGCAGUUGGGCUCCAAGUCCCACUGUCCCUCACCAUUGGCCAUGGGCAGAAGUCCAACAACAUCUGGAGGACCUCAGGUUCCCCACCUGUGAUUCAGUAGUGAGCUCUGUUCCACCAACUGAAGGACCAUUCAGUCUUCAACUGAUGGGCUGGGAGCCAAAGUUAGUUGGGACCUCAUCUUUAGUGGCACAAUUACCACUUGUUAUUAUGGUUUACUCUCCAUUAAAAAAAGUGUGGAUAGGGGAGAGAGAAGGGUCACUUCCAGACUAUUAGUAUUUGGUGGGAGGGAUUGAAUCACUGGCUGCCUAUUUAGAUUUACUCUAUUAAAGUGGAUUAAAGUGCUAAUGUGCUCUGACACAACAAAUUCACUUUCUAAGAAAGCAGACUUUUAUUGCUUAGGGCACGUCAGCUCUGAGAGCUCCAGAAAUGAAGAUGAAGGACUCCUAUCUCCCUCAUAGUUGUAUGGCAUCAAAUAUUUCAGGAGAAGCUGCUUCUGGUAAAAUUCUCUCUUCUACAUACCUGUUGAAGGAGCAAGAGCCCUGCUGCCCACCUUUGCUUCUGGGCACUCUGGAGAGAAAAUCAGGAAAAGGCAGAGCUGUGCAUCAGCUAAUGUAAACUUGAUCCUUUGUUGCGUAUUAGGAUUCUGUGUCUGAUUAGACUGCAGACCAUUCCACAUGGGCUUAUUUGUGCUUCAUCUUCAUGGUACAACGUCCAGAGGGGCAGUUGUGUUAGUCCGCUGCAGCAAAAAACACAUAAGGAGUCUUGUAGCACCUUCAAGACUAACAUAUUUAUUAUGGCCCAAGCUUUUACAGAACAGAACCCACUUCAUCAGACACAUGAAGUUGACAGGCGUGUGUGUACACACAUAUGCUAGUGUAGUGGGGGGGAAGUAGCGAGCAAUUGGGUCAAAUGGCAGCAAAAACCAGAAAGUGCAGCCAGUCACAAUUCAGUUAAGUGACUGCUAAUUGAUAAUAAUGCAACCAUUCUAGUGUUGCUAAGUUAAUUUAAAGUUUCCAUUCUUCAACAAAGGCACUUUAAAGGGAGAUUUCCCGCAUGAAGCCACUGAAUUACAAUUAAUCAAGAAGUUUGAUUCUGUCUGUUUGGACGUGAAGAGGGACUGUGUUGUCUUGUCCCACUACAUGUGCUAAUCAGCGUACCAAACAUGGGUGAUUAUGGGAUCACCAGUUACUGCUGCUGUGCUUAUUUUGCACACACCAAACUUUUAAUCGAAUUAGGAACAUAGGAAGCUGUCUUGUACCAAGUCAGAUCUUUGGUCCUUCUAACUCAGUAUUGUCUGCACUGACUGGCAGCAGUUCUCUCCCAUCCCACCUGGAAAUGGCGGGGAUUGAAUCUGGAACCUUUUGCAUGCAAAGCAGAGGCUCUACUACUGAGCUACAGCCUUUCCCCAGCUGUCACAGACUAUACAUUUUGCAUUUAAUUUCCAUUUUACUCUACUGUUUUAACCAUUCACACCCAUAAGGAAUAUUAUAUACCUGCCAACUGAGAAUAAUAUCUCAAUUAUGAAGGGGGGGUCUAGUCCACAAGAGCUUAUGCCAUAACAAAUGUGUUAGCCUUUAAGGGGCCACAAGAAUAUUUGUUGUCUAUGUGGCACAGUACCUUCCUGGUGCCUUGAGUUACUUCUUGUGGAUUGCAAACACAUCUAAGCUGUGUUAAGCACUGUCACUCAUCACAGGGCAAACUGGGUUUCCCACCAGGUAUUUGCUGUCUGCUUGCCAUUUCAGGCUAAAAGUAGGCGGUUCUACUUUCAGUUCAGUCAUGACUCUGUUAGCAUUUAACCAUUUGUGCAGACUGCACAAUAAGAUUCUCUGCCAAAAGGACAUGGACCUUUAUCUCGGAUGUUCACAGGGUGGGUGGGGCAUGUCUUUCUAGAUAUUGCUGGAUUCCAAUUCCUAUCAGCCCCAGCCAGCAGGGCCCAAAGGUUGAUACAAUGGGAGUUGUGGAACAGUAAGAGCUUGAAGGGCUCUGGGUUCUCAACCUGCAGCUUACAGUCUGCAUUAGGGAAGAAAACACUGUGAUUCAGAUCAGCAGCGAUGCAGAAGGGGAUCAUUUAGUGAACGGAGGGGGCACAGUUAGGGCAGUUCAGAAAAGCCAUUGCAGUUAGAAAUAUUUAGUGGAAGAAGGAGCAGGAUGAAUGCAGGAUAAAAGGAUGUUCUGGAAUAGGGUGCAGCCUGGCACAAGGCACACAAAAAAUGGAAAAUGGAAAGAAUUUUCGUUUCAGUUCAUUUCAAACUUUUAUACACCAUGCUUCCUUGCAAAUUUAUCUAAAGCGGUCUACAAAUUUAAAUUCUCAACAACAAGAAUACAAGAAUUCCAUGAAACCAUUAACAGCAGAGUGGAAAAUUCCUAAAGUUAAUUUAUGCCUGAAAGACAUAAAAUCAUAAAAACGCCUCUGAGGGUGUCCUAACCUGGCAUCUAAAUAAGAGCAGAGCAGAGCGAGUGCCAACCAUGUUUCUUUGAGGAGGGUAUUUCACAAGUGAGGUGCCAGUGAUGAAAAGGCUCUGCCUGUCCAGGAGGUGUCACUACUGGCAAAUGGGCAUGAGCUGAUAAAAUGCACACUAUGCCACUGAUGAUAGCUGGACAACAGAUGAUUGUGUGCAAAACAGAAUACUGUAAAGGAGUAGAAGUUACCUGGAGAUGAGGGAAGGGUUAGUUCUGGUGGAUUCUCAUCUCCUGCGUAUUCCUCUUCGCAGCUUAGAGGCAGGACUAUCCCCAGCACAGCAGUUCUCUGUUCAUAUAUGAACCAAGGAACAAUAAUGUGUGCAUACAGUCCAGGAGUAAAUGUUAGCACAGUUGUGGACAGUGUAUAUAUAUAUAUAUGGCACACAUCCUUAGAUUCAAAAGCAGCCCCAAAUUAAAUGAGAGAAUGAUGUGCUGUCACUGAGUCUAAUAAUCCCUAAAGGGGCAAUUACUGGUUUAGAGUAAUGCCUAGCUUCAUUUAAAGCUACCAAGGCACAGCAUGCAGGGCUUGAUCCUGGCUCCAUUGCAGGGGACAAGACACCCAGCAUAAGUUGUGGGUAGUAUCCAACACUUCCUGUCUGCAGUGGCAUCUCCUUGCAUAACAUAACACCUCCCCCUUUCCUUCUGCAGCUUCCCAUGCCCUCAAAAUCUGCUCCAGGGAGCCAGGGGACCCCCUGGAGCAGAUUUGGGGGGGGGGUAAAAGGGGAAAAGUGGGGAAGGGAAAGUCUCACUGAAUGAGAGGAAAACCACUUGCAGAGUGUUGGAUACAACCUUAACUUUCUGCCAUCCCUCACGUGCCAACCCAAGCGGCCCCCUUGAGUGCUUGCUGUCUGGUGCUGGGAGUCUUAAGUUGUGCUCAGAACAUCUGCUUUCUAAUCUAGGCUAGCUGCUAAAUACGUUAACUACCUUCCGUUUUGUCCCUUGGGCUAUAAUCUGAAUUUUGCUUAUUCAGAUGUUGAAACUGUCCAUUACACUUGUCUAGAAAUAUGUUUAGGAUUGGAGUGGCGUUGGUUGGGCUGGGGAACAAUCUGUGACAUGAAAGGAUAACAUGAAACUUCACAGGGGUCUUGACUUUUAGCUUAUUUGUUAGCCCCUGUGAGCACUGAUAAACUAGCAUGAUCCCCACUAGUAUGAAUAUUUCAUUGAUAAUUAUUCGCUGAUGAAGACUUUAAUCCAAAACAGUUGAACUAUUCCAGAUAUAUUGUCCUUUUGAGACUUCGGAGAGAUGUCUUCCUUUGAGACUUUUGUGAGACGUCUUCCUUUGAGAGAUGACUUGGCGUUCCUCGCUAUUCAUUGAUUUGUUUGAUUCUUUGACUCUGAUACAUAUAACUUGUAGUUACUUGUAUAUUUUGUGAGAUGUGUUGUAUGAUAUACACAUUAUUUUGAAGUGGCUUAUUUGUAUAUUUUGAAUGACAUCAUAACCGAUUAUAUAUUCACUAACGGUUAGUAGCCAGCGUGUUGCGUUUGCAUUUUUUGUAGAUUGUUACGUUUUGCAACACGGGGGUUUGUGUUUGUUCAGACCCAUGUAGCUCUGGCAUGGAGAAACUAAAGCUUCCAUGACUAUUUUUUUUUUUGGGGGGGUGCUUUAAAUGUAGGGUGUGUACACAGUCAUUGAGAAAAUGACUGUUAACCUGUGCCUAUAAGCUGGCCAUAUGUAAGUAAGCAGGAUGAUUUGACAGAACAGCAACUACCCUGCUUGCUCCACCAAGCCUCUAUCAAGCAUUAUCCAUUCCCAGCAGUUAGUAGGAACCAGCUGUGUGUGUGCGCGCAUGGAGUCUUGCAACUGUUAGUUUCCACAUUACAAAUGACCCCAGGGUUGCUUGAUGCUGGAGGCAGUCAUCAUUUAUGCCUCCCUCCUUCCCUCCCUCCCUCUUGCUCACUAUAAAACCCUUCAGAAGCUUUAAAUAGCAGUAUAAUAUUUAAACGGCCGCAGCAGCACUGCCAGAAUGCUGCUUGGUGGGCUAACUCCCACUGCGAAAUGCAUUUCCUCCUUACUGAAUCCCCAGCAAGGCCUACACACACUCAUGUUGAGAUCAAGUUGAACCACUGUGUUUUUUUCCAUUGGCUGCCUCCAUUUUAAGCAAAGACGUCGGUUCAGGAUGCAAGUUGGAACAAAUGUUGGAACAUUGUAUUUUUAAUGCUACUGUAGCUGGUCGCUGUUCCUUGUAGCAGUGAGUAAACAGCUCUCACAAGUGCAGGUGGCAAGCACAGUAUUCUCAAUUAUUGGGGUGAUCAGGCAUAGGUAGCAGACAAAGGGUGGUCUCCGACUAUCUUUUCUCCGUCUCUGCAAGGAUUUUUGCUUGCACAGAACUCACCACCACCACCACUCCCCACCCUGUCCCAGAGUCUGUUCUGGAGGAUUAUGGGGAAAACCAAGAGCCAGUUUAAGUGGCAUGCAGAGGGCGACUAGGGGAAGUUCUGUUGUGCCAGUGAAAAUCCUUAUGUUGAUGGAAUGAGUUACUUGGAUAUAGUCCAAGGACCCUACUCUAAAUGCACCUGUGCAUUUUCUCCCAUAAAUUAAGUAAGGCCCUCGAGGACACUGUUGAAGGCAAAACUGAACACUCUUGACACUGGGUGGCCCAGCCACUAUCAACAGAGGUAGCCUAAGCUUCUGGGGGGUAUAUUGUUUACCACAAUCCCCUCCAGGGACUGUUGUCAUACGAGAGCCCUACACAUGUACUGGUGGAUGUUUCGCUAGGACUGUAACAUAAAUGGCAAACAUUAGGCUACUCAGUGGACUACGCAGUUCAAUAUAUUAUGCGAAAUAGCUAUCAUUUUAAAGAAAAACAUGCAUGGAAUUCUAAAACAUUGAAUAAUAAGGCUUUGAAAAGUUUAGUCUGGGAGUAUUUAUACCUCAAGCAAUAAUCUGAUAAAUUGGUGUUGCACGCCACAUUGCUAGAUUUCUCCUACUGUGUUGUCUAGAGUCAUCCAUUGUCCCUUAUUUUUAAAGUGUCAUUAUUCUAGGUUAUCUUCUUUGGUGAUCACUCGUAGCUGAGUAAUAUUGUCUUCCAUAAACAUGGUUUUAACAAUGAGUCCAAAAGUGAUUGUGGAGGCUAAUUCUGGACCCACGCGUCCUUCCACUGUGGGGACAUUGGUUCCCGGGCGGGAGUUGAUCAUGGUGUGGAUUUGCCAAGCCUGCCUUCCUCUUAGGACGUUUCUCCCUUGCAUCCUGAGUUUGAGUGUCUUCAAAGUCCAUGACACCUUUGACAAAGGUGGUUCUUCAAUUGGAGCACUCGCAGGCCAGAGUUUCCCAGUUGUCUGUGUUUAUACUACUUUUUUUAGAUUUGCUUUAAACCUCUUUUGUUCACCACCAGCAUUACGCUUUCCAUUUUUAAAUUCAGAAUAGAGUAGUUGCUUUGGAAGAUGACAAUCAGGCAUCCGUACAACAUCACAUGAUGAUGAUCCAGCGAGUGAGUCUAGAUUAUAAUUGCUUCAUAAAACACAUCCUGCACCAUACCCCUUAUAUCAGUACACCACAGUUUUGUUUAUUAUUUCUUUAUUUCAUAAAAUUUAUACAUCACUUGAUUUUUUUUAUUUAAAAACCCUCAAAGUGAUUUACGAAAGAUAAAACAGUAAAAAUUGGGGGGGAAUUACAACCCUGCUUUAAAGCAUACAUGUUGAAUCAUAACUCUCUAGAGUGACUUGGAUCCUUAGAUCAUCAUCAACAUUUUUAAUUUGUAUACCAUCUUUCUAUCUUACAAUACUCAAGGCGGUUUACAAGCUGAAGAAACAAAAAAUGUACAUCUUAUAACAAUCUAAUGCAGUACAAAAAUGUGAUAAUAAAACAAAACUUUAAAAUAAGCAACCUACAUCAAAAAAGUAACAUCCAGCUAUCAUUAGAAUAGUAUAAAAUAAUAUCAACGUAUAAAAGUUAAACAGAAAACCACUCAACAGUUACAAUAAAUAAUUUCCAAACUAUAAUCAGUGAAACAACGGCAAGCCACAGUACAUCAAAUAAUACAAUACAAAUUGAGAAGCAGAGACUAGAGGGUGGAGCAAGGCAGGUGGAAGAAGGCCUUGCCUAGUCUCUCCCCUCACAGUUCUUCCUCCAGGCGCAGUUUCCUUAUGAAGAAUCCCAGGGCCAGGGGGUGGGGCAAGGCAGGUGGAAGGAGGCCUUGCCUGAUGAAGUCUCUCCCCUCACAGUCAGCAUCUCUUUAUUUCCACUUUAAGAGGAAAUAUUCCCAUCUUUAGUUAUAUGAACUUGAAUCGGGAUGGAAACUCGGAGUCACCCUCAUGUGAUUUCUUUUGCGUCCCCAUCACCCCCAGUUCUUCUUUUAAAUUCCCUCUCUCCCACCCCCAAAUUUAAAACUGGAAUUACCUGCUACUCUUACAAGUAACCAGUAGCGGGCACUUAAAAGUUUGCAAAAAUAGCUUACCCCAGGCUAAAAAAAGGGGCAGAUGUCUACGGGUGAAUGUCUGCUUUAUUUACAAGAUCAAAAGAGGUUUAUGAGCCUAACAAAAGUGAAACUCUUAACUUCUUUUUAAAAUUUAAAUUUAGCUACAGCAUUGUAAAAUUAUGUAAGAGGUGAUUUUCCACAUAUUGAAGAAGUAGGGGUCAAUGAACAAUGUAGCUUGCAAUAACCUAGUGGAAACUUCUGCUAUAUAAUGAGUUAGCAAUCAAGGCAGCAGUGGACGAAAGGGGCCUAUUGGGCUUCAAUCUUCAGCUGCACACUUCUUUUGGGUCCGGAACCACAUCUUUACUUCUGUGGUCACUUGCACAAAGUAAGACAGACACAGAAGGGAAGGGAAGACACAGAAGGGAAGUAAGACAGACACAGAAGGGAAGGGAAGACAGAAGGGAAGUAAGACAGACACAGAAGGGAAGGGAAGACAGAAGGGAAGUAAGACAGACACAGAAGGGAAGGCUUGCAUAGUGGUGAAGGGCUGCUGACCAGGAAAUUCCUGCCAGAAACUGACCAGGAGGUCUUCCAUGGCUGCUACCAUUUAAAGCAUAUGAUGGCAGCAUAAUUGCACUACUAACAGCUUAUGGAAAGCAGCAAAAUGGCAGUGAGUAUCUGGUCUCUGAAAUAGCAUUUAGAGCAACUUUAGAGUUUCCUAUCUGAGAUCUCUUUGGCCUCUUUGCACCUUAUUAGGCAUUACAACAUGCAGCAAUAGAAGCGGACUCUCUGCAAUAAAUGGAAAUGUCCAAACAUGCCUUUCUCCCACAAGGGAAAUGUACUAGUGGCUCUUUCCAGGCAUUUCCACUACAUGUUGCAAAGUCUUACUUGCAUGUCUGCUCCUUGACAGAUGUAAUGCUAGAAGUUACCCCCCUAAGACUAUCUGCACACAACUUCAUUUCUGCAUACCAUACACGGUGUGUUUGUAGCCAUUCUGCUCCUUAUGCUGUGCAGGCUGCCAUUAUUGUGACAGCCAGGAUGCUGGCUGUGUGAUUAAGGGCACAGCAGCUAUCCCAUGCUUGAGCAUUCCAGGUAUGUUAGAAGUUUCCAGCAGAGAGGACGGAUAGCAUUCUCACAGUGUGUUGUGAUGUCUCUGUUGUAGUCUCAACUGUUGCAAUGGUAGGCAUCCCAAUGGGAAUCAUAUGGGAAGACAGCCCUGUCAUGCUCGGAUCCUGCUUAUGGGCUUCCCGUAGGUAUCUGGUUAGCCACUCUGGGAAUAGGAUGCUUCUUGGCUAGACUAGAUGAGCCAUAGCAUGAUCCAGCAAGAUCUCUCGAGAAGAACUGCACUAUGGCUAAAAUGCCUUUUUUGGGUAGUACCAUUUCAAGCACAUCGCCUCUUCUGUGUGCCUGCUGUCCCUUGUGGACAGCCAUAGCAUUUCAGUAUUUCUGAGCCGAUGGUUCUAGCCAGUCAUGUCUGCCAGUGUCAAUUGCCACCACACUGGUUUUCCAUUAACUUGGGUCAAACCAUGAGAGUGACAAGAGAGCGGAUGGCAAACUAGGAUGGUCAUAUGUCUUAGUUUACAUAGGAUAGUCCUCCAUUUGAAGGGCUGUCUAGUCCAAGCCUGGUUUAAAGAGACAAACCACCAGAAGGCAGGAGUCUUGAUGUUGCCCAUCAGUGAGGAGACACCACAGGCACAGUUUCCUCCACUAGGGUGAGGUGUAUGGUAUUUCUAUUAAACCUAUCACAAUCAUUUCUAAAUUUGCAUCUAUACUUAUGAAUUAACACACUCGAGUGUUUGCUCCUCUUCUGCAACCCUUUCCCCUGUGAUGCAUUUUCUCUUUUUUUAGCAAUGCAUAAAUGGUUAUCCUAAGACUAAGAUUGCAGCCAACAUUAUAUAGUGCCACUAGGUGGAAACCUUUUUCAGUAUCUUAUAAUUGGCAUGAUAACUAGCUUAGGUUAGGACCAUGACACUUAAAAGUAUUGCCUAAUGUUUACUGUUUUGCUGCCUUAACCUUUGAUGUCAGUUGUCGUGGGCAUUUCUGUUGUAACAGAAAUAGAGCAUACUGUAGGAAUUAUGUUGAGGAUCAUGUAUGCUCAACCCAGUCUUGAUCAAGGCCUGAUUAAGGACUGAUUUAACACCGCAAAAUUCCUACAUAAAAGGCAAUUUCUGUAGGAAUUUGCCAGAGAUUCUUUUAUAGAAUGUAACAUGUAACAGUAGUGGUAUGUGGAUUUUUCACUGUGUAUUCAUAGACACCAAUGAUGUACGUGAACCAGAAACUCAGAUAAGAAGUCAUGACAUGCACUCUGUGGAUUUGGUUUCUAGAAAUUCCAGCAGGAAGAGAGUCUGUCUCAGCCCCAGAAUUCAUACAUGAAUGAAACAGCCCUCAGUUUCUCAAGAGGGACAGUGAGGUGGAGCCAUUAAAGUGUUGGGACCAGGAGACCAUGGUUUAAAACCCCACUCAGCCAUGAAGCUCACUGGGUGACCUUGGACCAUUUGCAUCCAGCCUCACCUACCUCACUGGCGAAUUAUGAGGGUAAAAGGGAGAAUGAGGUCCAAUGGGCUGACAUCUUACUUGGACCCCCCCCCCAGGCCUCUCAUCGCUUGGGCUCCCCCAGUAGCUGUGCUGCUGCAGCCACUAUUUGCCUGCUAUCACUCACUCAUGGGCUUAUCUAUUAGUGCUGUAAAGGGCUGGCUGUUGUGGUACUGUUUUACUCCUCCCAUUACAGCACCACCACCAGGUAAGCCUGCUUAACUUCAGGGAAGGCCAAGGUUGAUGAUGGAAGCAGCACUGCUGCAGGGUGUGUGUGUGUGUGUGUGUGUGUGUGUGUGUGUGUAACCAAGUGGUAUUGGGCAUUGCAGGGGCAAUCGAUAUUGAGGAGGGACCACUGCCAAGCACACCCUGCUCAGGGCUCUAAAAAACUGGACCUGAGCUUGUCCUCACUGCUCAUUUUUUGGGAGCUAUCAUGGUGUUAAUCCCUAUUUUAUUAACUUGGCAGAACCACAUAGCUCUCUGUGUCUAAAAACAAAUUGUGCCCCUUCAAUUGGCUCCUUGCUGUGCUCUUGGCUUCACCACGGGGAAAAACGACUCUAUCUAGUGCCGAAUGUAGACUUGCUGGGUUUGGAUGAGUUAUUUGAGCCUGUGACUCUUGUCCAGCUCCCUGAGCUGAAGGCAUCGUGCCAGGAUCUGUGCCUCUCUAGACCACCUGGCAAGAUUGGCCGAAUGUCCUAGUGAACAAAAAUGGAAGAUGGGGCCAUAGAAUUUGGUGCUUCUGCACAGCUGUGUAGUUGAUGGUCCCAGUGUGGAGAGGACUGCCUUCCCUUAGUAACUUCAGGGCUUGCUAAUUUCAGUUUGUAGAUGUACAGUUCAGCUGUGAUAUUUAAUUCCUCUCUUUACCCUUGUGCUCAUUUAAUAAUGAGAAGACUGACAUGCUUAUUAUUUUCAGCCCAGAACAUCUUGCUGUCCCGCUUAGAUUAGAAUAUAGCCUGGUUUGCUCAGUUGGUUAGAGCAUGGUGCCGAUAACACCUAGGUUGCAGGAUCAAUCCCUGUAUGGGCCACCUGCAUAUUCCUGAAUUGCAGGGGGUUGGACUAGAUGAUCCUCGAGGUCCCUUCCAACUCUACAAUUAUAUUCCAUACUAUGGCUACCUUGCUCCUAAGAACUGUGAUGAGUGCAUGUUCUGAGAGGCACAUACCCAGACAAAAGCUCGUCACCACAUCCUACCUCUCAAUCAGCAACGUAUUACUGCUUCCCCUUUUCCUGUGGGGUGGACGUUCUUAGACACUGUCUAGGCGCUCCUGCCCUGCUGCUCACAAUUCAAAGUCCAGCAGUCUGGAUUUUUAAAAGGCAUGCUGACCCAAGCAACUUUUUGGAAUAUUUGGGCAGUUGGUCUGGGGUCUGUUUGCAAUGCAUAAAGAAGUCCAUAUUUUAAAAUGGCAUCCAGUCCACCUGCUGCCAAGGAAAAAUGGUUGUCAGGGUCUCAGAACUGCUCACAGUGUGUCUCAUAUGCUGACACUUUGAACGACUGCUGGCAUAUACUUAGUUAUUCAGUAAUUAUUAGCAAUAAUGAUGGAGAAAGGGGCAACCACAUUUGGAAAGAAGGUGGAAUCCUGUAUGUAACUAGUUGUAACUGAACAGUUAAUUCCACCAUGGGUAUUAAACUCGCUUUCUUAGGAGGUGUAUCUAUAACUGGCUCUUCUUGAUUCUCUUUGAUGGAAUACAAACAGCUGUAACCUUUCACCAGAUAAAUCUCGGAACCUGCUGAAUGGCUGACCUUGUUAAACAUUCCAGGAUUUCAGUCGAACUGUUGUUGUCUCCUGAUCUCCCUCAUCUUUUUUAAAAAAGCAUUUUGCCUUGAUUUUUAUCACUGAAAGCCACAUUCGGGUGUUUUAAUAGAAAGGUGUGGUAUGAACAUUUAAAUAAAUAAAAAAUGCAGUGAGUUGGGUCCAGAGUUUAUCAUACUUGGAGGUAACCCAUGGUAAUCGAGGGGACAUGCAUUAAUCAUGACCCUCAAUGCUGACUAUGCAAUUGGGUAAUGAUGCAGAACUUUGGCCAGCUUGAUAGCAAUUAAUAUUAAUCUCUAGGCAAUAAUUUUGCCAGUCUUACCUUUAUCAGCCUAACCUAUCGAUUUUAUUCAUAGGACUGCUUUAACAUUAUUCUCUGUCUGCUGACUUUAUUUGCAACCCAUCGUUUCCUGCUUGUCAAUUAUUGUAAUCUGCUUUCUUAGUAACGGAGCAUCACACUGGAAACUUUCCACUUCAUUUGAUUUAUGACUCUGAUGGUUCUGGGAACAAAUGCUACACCGGGGAGAAAGGAAAUACUCUUGUUUCAAAGGGGAAACCUAGGGAAUGGUCUCUACUGCAGGAUCCUCAUUCAAACGCACUCGGACGAAGCUUGACUAACAGCGCUCAUCCCUAAUGUGGUAGCUUUUCCACAUGCAGGAAGCUUUUUAACACAGAUCUCUAUGAUCCAGUAGUUUAAAGUGAUUCACUCUAGUUAGGACUGUAGCACAUGCCUUUUCUUCAUGAAUCAGCCCUCAGAAUAGCAGCAAAACAAAUGAAUCUGCUUUCAUCCCCGGGGUCUGCAGGGUCCCAGUGGGUGCCUUAAGUGGCUGCCAGCUGGACUUGCCUUUGGUAAGUGUGAGCUACUGGCACGAUGUUUAUUUCCUGAAUUCUUUAGUAGCAUUUGGGUGCCUUUCUCCUCCUGCUUCCUGUCGUACAUGCCCACACUGCAUUGUUGGUCUAAGGUUACUGAGAAGGGCAGGGCUGUUGGAAGGAGUUAUUCUUGUUUGCCCUUUAGCAAGAGCCAGGACACAUUUAUUUACUUUGGAGAGGUAGGCAUGCAGUGCAAAGCUGUGGAAAGUAUAGGUGGAAAUAAAUUAAGCCGUGUGUGUGUGUGUGUGUGUGUGUGUGUGUGUGUGUGUUGGAUUGUAUCUUAAGAAUUAAUGAAAGAUUUCUGUUUAGUUCUCAAAUAGCCUGUAGAGACAAAUGGCGUUUCUGUUUUUAGAAUAGUAAGGUGCAAACAAUUUCUUUGUAGUGUGCGAGCCUUUUCAUGGACUGAGCUUUCCAGUGCUGCACUAAUCCAUGUUUACUAGGAAAAACAUGUGUGCUGCUGUAAUGUCUGAACUGUGGCACGAGUGUUUUUCCUGUGACAUGGAAUAGGCAGCGGCACCACUCAGCAGAAAUAAUUUUGCACGUGCAAGAAUUUCAACUACAGGGGGAAAUGUAGUGAACCUGAGACAGCUGGGAAUAGUUGAUCAACAAAUUGUUGUAGCCCUUGACUACCAUUAUUAAUCUUCCAGGUAUGGGGAUGAACUCUGGCAUGAGAACUGAUUUUAUUAUAGAGACCCAAUUUAAGAUAGUCAGAAAACAGAAUGUAUAUUGGGGUGGUGGAUGGCUGCGAUAAACCAGGGGUCAUGACAUGUUGUUCUCACCCAUCCCAGAUGAGGAGUGAAAUCUGCUUUUAUGGUAAAGUAUUUAACUAUGGUUUACCAUGUUGCACAAACUGGGCCACUGCAGAACAGUCUGUCUGAGCACUGAGAACUUGGUUGUAAAACAGCAGUACAGUGGUACCUCUGGUUAAGUACUUAAUUCGUUCCGGAGGUCCGUUCUUAACCUGAAACUGUUCUUAACCUGAAGCACCACUUUAGCUAAUGGGGCCUCCCGCUGCUGCUGCGCCACCGGAGCACAAUUUCUGUUCUCAUCCUGAAGCAAAGUUCUUAACCCGAGGCACUAUUUCUGGGUUAGUGGAGUCUGUAACCUGAAGCGUAUGUAACCCGAGGUACCACUGUACCCUUAACAGUCCACAAAACCAUUCUUGGAUCACCCCAGAUUUUACAACUCAUUCCCCUACCUGGGAAUCUCUCACAGGAUAAGAACAUAAGAAAAGCCUGCUAGAUCAGGCCAAUAGCUCAUCUAGUACAGCAUCCUAAGUAGACAACCAGAUGCUGUAAAGGGGAGCUCACAAGCAGGACCUGAGGACAAGGAUAAAACUUUGUAUGUGUUUCAGGCCCUAUUACAUUAAAUCCUUCCAAUUAUUUUGUUGAACCUGCUGAAUUCCGGGGUAGGAGAGAAAGAGACAUAGCAGAAAGAGAACCGAGAGCCCAGCUUGGUUAUAGAAACAACUACUAUAUAAUGGCAGUGUCUGGAAAAGGUCUUGGCUGCCGGCUCUAAGUUGGAUGUGCCAAAGGGAAACGGAGCUUGUGCCACAGCAAACUCAGUGUGUGGCCGUCAGUGAAGCAGCAUGAACUUCAUCUCCCAUUACUUUCAGCAUCGAUAUCAAGCAAGCAUCGGGUAAUUCAAUUAAAACUCCACCUGAACCUUAUGGGAGAACAAACAUGUGGAAUGCAUUCAUUUGUACGGGAUGGUGACAUGUAUCUGUCCCUUGCGAAUAUCAUCUUCCAUUACCUCCCUUCUUGCCUCUACCUCCCCCCCCCCCUCAAAAAAGAAACAGAACUUAUUCUAGAAUAAGAACAUAUUUUUAUUGUGUUCAGUUUUUGCUGCUCCUAAUCUGACCCACGAAGCAAAUGCAGGGCUAGUUCAAUGAAAUGAGUGUGGAGUGGCAUGAUAGCUGAAUAUUUUGCAUUCCAACUGCGGGCCUCUUCCUGUCACUGUUUGUAAUUCUCCCUUGCCCCUUUCUCACCUUUGUGUGCUGAGUGGCACAGGCAAGGGAUCACCUGGAUUGGGCAUUUUCAUGCAAGCUAAAUGCAGUUUAUGCAAACUGUUCCUAAGAUGCCUAAAUUCAUGUGUUGAGAAAUAAAUAAUAUUUCAUCUUUGAUAAAUUGCUUAAAUUGCGUAAAUUUGAUCUCCUUUUGAAGUCAUGUAAGUCAGUGGCCAUCACUGCAUCUUGUGUGUUCAGUGAUCUUAGCUAAUAGUUUAAGGAUGUUGUAGUGCAGGGGCAGAGGGGGGGGUACAUUCAAAUGUGUGGCUGGCGUGACUUGUGGGUGCCGCAAAAACAAGUGACAGCUUCCCUUCCCAGAAACCUCUUCAGUGAAAUAAAUGGAAAAGAGACUGGAGACUCAGCUACAUUGGCAAAGAAAGAACACUUUUUAUGUGUUGUUUAUGCAUUCUAACACUGUGACACCAGGUGGCGCUGUGGAGUUCCGUUUUUGCCAGCCUGAUUUCUCAUACAAAGUUUACAGUGCGUUUAACUGAAACGCUUCUUUGAUGUGUCUAGAUCCAGCCUGAGUCUCCAUUGCCCCAUCUUUUGAAAAACCAGCUGCUUGUGAAGGGUCCUUCUGGAAAUCUGAUGCCCUUCAUGCUAACGCAGGCACAUCAUCUCACCUGUAGGAUCUCUGGAAUGAUCUACAAUACAGGAGCGCUCUAUUGUGGGCAGGGUCUCCCUAGGUGAAAUCCUACACCUGAAGCUCUUAUAUGGACUAUACAUUUGGGCUUUUGAGAAAGGCGCCCCUUUGCGUUAGGGAUGUGAAGUGACAACAAGAAUUGCAUUAUUUCUGUAAGCAGCUUCAUCUGUUUCAGGGCAACUCUGUGUCAUUUUGAUUCAAUUUCUUAUUCGGGUCCAAAUCCGAUCUCUUAAACCUGAAGCUGCUUUGCCCUUGGUGAGUGCAAUGGGGAAUCAAAAAGCUGCUUAUAAGGGUUUGUUUUCUUUCUUUUCACGUAAGUGGAUGAAGAGUGGAUGGAGCCUGCCAAAUUUCAGGCUGCGCAUUGAAAUUCUGGGGACAGCUGAGGCCAUAGAGGAAAUCAGAAACUUAGGGAGUCCCUGAUGUGCUUUGAGAUACCUUGUGAAUUGUGCAAUCUGACUCAGGAACAUGAGCCCUUGGCCAGAAGCACCCUGGGAUUUUUUAUGUUACUCGGAGUAUACACAUAGCCAGUGCGCAGUCCUCUGUGCACUCCAGGAAAAUGCUGCAACUCUCUAGUGCCAUGUGAGGCGGGAGUUCGAUGAGCCUCUCUAUUUGAUGUACCUUUAAAUUCUGCAGAGAUCUGGAGAGAAUAAAAUUGUACUUAUUGUUUUGUUUAAAGGUAGUUCUUAAGUUUAGAAUUUUAGAACAAGGUAUUUCUGAAUUUAAAGAGCUUGUAGAUUUUUCAAGCUCAUGAAGCACCGUAUUUUUCGCUUUAUAAGACGCACUAGACCAUAAGACGCACCUAGUUUUUGGAGGAGGAAAACAAGAAAAAAAAAUCUGAAUCCCAGAAGCCAGAACAGCAAGAGGGAUCUGGCUUCUGGGAUAGCCUUUUGCUGUCUUGGCUUAUGGAAUAGCCAUGCGCAGCUUCUCCCGGGCAGGGGCAUGAAGGCUCCCCCUGCCCGGAAGCACAGCUAAGGCAGAAGGCUCCCCCAAGAGCCGCGCUCCGUUUAAAGAGCUUGUGGAGCAUGUGCACGGCUCUUUAAAGGGAGCGCUGAGCAGAGCCUUCCCGCCUGCAUUCGCUCCAUAACACACACACACAUUUCCCCUUACUUUUUAGGAAGGGAAAAGUGUGUCUUAUAGAGCAAAAAAUACAGUAUUUUACUUCCAAACAAAUAGGGCUAAAAUAAAAGCCUUGUGCCAGUAAGCACCAAAGUCUGCUCUCUUUGUUUUGGUGGGUGAGGAAGGUGACAGUUUCAGCAUUUCAUAUUCUGCACCUAUACAUGUUCCAAAAUUAUUCUGGUUUGUUGCUGCAUAAGGAAAGUUUGGAUGUGAUCCUUUUCAUGGUGGGGCAAGCACAAUACGAUACAGAUCAGUUGUCUUUGCUCUGUGUGUCUCUGUGUUACAUGAUUUCUUCUUUUCCCUUUCCAGGACUGACAGCUAUUCCCCAGGUAUUUAAAAUGGAGAUUUCCUUCAAUCCCAGUGAUAAAAACACAUAUGAGAAGUACACGAAGCUCAUGGAUACAUUUCUGAAGGCUUAUGAGUUUAAUCAGGAGCAAGAGGCAGAUUUUGAGCUUGAGUCUUGUGCCAGUGAGUAGAUUUUAUUUGCACAUAACUUUUGUUUCGGAUGUAUUUGCUUUUAGUCUGGUCCAUCUAAAGUGCUGCUGGUGCCUAACAACCCUUGCCAGUAACUUUUCCAGUCCCACUCGGAAAAAGGCAACUCCCUUUUAUUUAAGCAAAUAACUCAGUUGAUUCCCUGUUCACCCUAUGUGCUGUGAGCUACCCAGAGUGCCUGGGGAAACCCAGUCAAGUGGGUGGGGUAUAAAUAAUAAAAUUAUUAUUAUUAUUAUUAUUAUUAUUAUUAUUACCCCAGCAACGAACUGUAACUAUCUCCUCAUGCUUCAGUAAUCCUAGCUCUGCUGAAGACAAUAUGGCUUGAAAUAACCUCACCAAUUUCCUUAGCCCCUGGUGGUUGUUGGUACGAUAGCACUGAUCUGUAAUGUUUUGGGUUGGAUGGAGACACCAGAACCCUACUGUUGUGUGCAGUUUUGCUAUAGAUUCAUUAUAUAUUUGCCAACACAGCAACUGAAAAGACCAGGCUGUAAGAAGCAAAGGAGACCACCUAGCUAGUACUGCUCGCUGUGUUUUGGAUUGAGGGAUCCAUCCAAAUACUUAGUAGGUUUUGGGACCCCCACCCCUAGUCAGGGGUCCAGGCAUGUUUGCCACAGUUCAGAGGGGAACAACUGCGGGGAGGCAACUGCAGGGCAAAAUUGGGGGGUACGAGGGAAAAGGUAGGCCUUCCCCUUCUUGCCCACUGCUCCUUUUCUGGGAAUUGCUUACCCCAGAGCUUUCCAUCCUGUCUGGGGACAACCCAGAUUCCAGAUCUUGUCUGGUUGCCAGAACAUGGCCAUUUUAUAAGAGAUGGUGGGUCUGCGUACCAUAGAACUGUCCACACUUUGCUCAGCUGAGAGGGCUGAGUCAGCACUCGGCCUGCUUGCACAACAAGACUUGCUAGCAUAAAGCUUGCCUGAGAGGGGUUAGGGAUGAGCCUUGUCCACUUGGUACCUGCUCAGGCAAACCAGCCUCAUCAGUUGAGAAUUGUGCACCUAAAGUAAACCACUUUCAGUUUUAAAACUAGAGGAGAAGUCCUUCCAUGGUAGCGUUUGGGGACAGUAAUUUUGUUUGCUGCACCAUCUUAGCUUGAUGGCGCUGGUAAACCCCUAGGCCUUGUACACAAAAUCUGUAAAGGACAUCCCCCCCCCCCCGCCCAAGGGAUUUUGGGCACUGUGCUUUCUUAAGGGUUGCUGGGAAUUGUAACUCUGCGAGGCGUAAGCCACAGCACCCAGAAUUCUGCAAGGGAAACUUAUUUGUUUUGAAUAUCAAGGUAUAUGUGUACGGAGCCAAAGUCUCCAGUGAACAUCGGGAAGGCACUGUAAGAUUAACACAACAGCCCAUGUUGGUGAUGAAGCCACAUGUCUUGUGACCUUCCUAGAAUAACUAUUAAAGGCAAAGGAGCCCUGUUCUCUGUAGGAUCUGGUAGACAUGGGACAGGCCUCUCUGAAAUGAGACAGAGCUCUUGUGAUCCCCAAGCAGUUAGCUCGUGCAUGCAGUCCUUUUUAAACACACCAUGAUCUAGGAAAAUGGCAUGAUCAAUACUGCACAUGUCACAGAGAGACAUGUCUGCAGGCUGUGUGUUUUGGUACCUGGCAGCUGCAAGCAAUUAGAUUUAAGCAGGGAAAAUAAGUGCACGUUGGGAAAUAUUCAGUUUUUCAUUAUCAGAAGUUUUCCUUAAAGCUAGGUGGAUGCUUCCCAUGCAAAAUUAUUACACUGUCUCAUAAUAUGAAGCAGGUGUAGGAUUCACCAUUAGACACUUUAAGUUGGAGCCUUUAAGGUUUAAUAUCCCUGAGAUGACUGAUUGUGGCAAGCUGAUCAAAAUGCAUAUAAGCAAGGUUUUUCUUUUUCUCCCCUACUCCCCACCUCCAGCUGAACCCUCCACCCACAAAGGUGAAGCUCCUAUUGACCCCAGCCUGGGCAAGAAGCCAUCUUGCAGGUUCCUUCGCUCCUGGCUGGACAACUGCUCUGGGAUAAGUGACCCCAGCUUUGGUUACAAAGACGGCAAACCAUGUGUCCUCAUCAAACUCAACAGGAUUAUGGGCUUCAUACCAAAGGCAAGUGCUGCUAGGCCUGUUUUUAAAGGAGGGGGGUGAGGAAAAAGUGGGAAUUGGUAGCACAACCACAUAGGAAAAAGGAGGGUGUUGGAGGAGUCUUUGAUUGUCUUAUCUUCUACAAGAUUGCUUAUAUCUACGGUAUUGUUCCAUCAAGAAGAUGCCCCCAUGUAUAAGGACCCCCCCCCUUAUUUUGGGGGACUCCAUUUUAAGAAAAUGAGGGGAGAUGGCCCAAAGUUGUUGAGCUUCUCCCCCCACGCAGCUGUGGGCAGGAAACUCCCUAGAUCAUUUUCCGCUUGCUGCGGCAUCGGGGGAAGUUGCGCUCGCACCAACCGGCUGGCUGGCGGGCGCAAUGCUUCUCACCCCCAUGCCACUUUCCGUGUAUUGGACUACCCCAGUUUUUGGACACGAUUUUUGAGUCAAAAAACCUCGGGAAAAUACGCUACUUUCCAUUUUCUCGUCCUUGCCACUGGUCUCAAAUAAACACCUGGUGGCUGCUUGGACUCUUCUUACCAGUGGAAACACUGUUCAUCUUCUCGUCACACAAUGGGGUGACCACUAGACUUGAGGCCCUGCUGGCUUUUAAAAUACUGAUCAUAUGCUUUUUUGCCAGGAGACCAAACUUAUGUUCCACUGGCAAGUGGCGGUGAGGAGGGCUGCUUACCAGACCAGCCAUGUAGCAAUUAAGAGGAUUCUCAAACUUUUUCUGGAUAUUUUUUCAUUUGCUUCACUCUGGGUCUGUGAGCAGUAUUUGGAGCUUAUUUGUCCACUGAUGGAAAAUCAUGCUUACGUUGGCUGAUUUGAGACUGUGAACCCAGAUCUUCCUCACAAAUCUACUAGCCUUCCCCUAUAUGGCAAAGAAGAGCUCGAAUAAAUAAAAGCCUUUGUUAGUUUUAAAGUAGUUUCCGGAUUAGAAAAGCACAAGUGGGGGAAAUAUGCUUUAAUUAUUUUAGUUACCACCUUUUCUUCUAAGGAUUUUGAGGUGGUGUGCAUGAGUCUCACCUCCCCAUUUUAUCCUCACAACAACCCUGUGAGAUGGGUUUCUCUGAUUUUUUUUCCUGUCUAUGCAGGUUCUGCAGACUUGUUUUCUUUUAAUUUACAAACUGUAGGGCUCCUAUUUUAAUUUUAGUUUGCUCCAUUUCACUUCCAAACUGAUAGGCACUUGACCAUCUUAAUUGGCUUCUGGAGGGUAUAUUUGGCAAAUACACUUAUUGGAGAAAGGAGUUUGUCUUUUAGCAAGGGUUUUGAAGUUGGUUUAAACCAUUUGUAAUGUGCUUGUUUUCCUCUUAGCCUCCACUCAAUGACUCCAUCCCAGCUGAGGUGAAGGCAAGAUUCAACCCUUAUAUCAUUCCUGUUCACUGCGCUGCUAAGGUAAAAUAGUUCAAGUUCUUACCGUAAUUUGUUGUAGAUGGGGCUGCCCUUGAAGACUGUCCAGAGACUGCAGUUAGUUCAAAUAUACAACUGCUUGCCUCUAAAUUGGGAUCCUAUCUCACCAGUCCUUGAGCAGCUACAUUGGCUUCUGCCCUACAUCUGGGCACCUCAUUCACAGUGAUGCUUUUGAAACCCGUAUAUGGCUUGGGCCUGGGAGACCUGCAAGAUUGCUGCCUCUAUAUCCACGUAACCAUACAUUAUGAUCUCCCUUGGAGACUACUGCCACCAUCAGAGGUGAGGCUGGUGGCAACUAGAGGCCCUUCUCUGUAGUGACACCCUAGCUCUGAAAAUCUGAAAUACCUAGCGUUUGUGUAACAAGCAUUCAUCAUGGCAGGAAACCCUGGUCAAGUCCAACAGUGAAAUGAAUGCAGGUUGCUGAGCAGGAGUACUUUGCUGAUAGAGAAAGGUGCUUGCUCAGUGCUAGAACUUUGUGUUCAAAAGGUCCCACGUGACAUCUCCAUGUGAAGCUGGGAACCUAAACAGACCUGAAAUCCUGGACAAUCAGGGCCAGCAAUACUGAACUAGGCUGAGCAAUUACUUGACCUGGUAUAAGGCACCUUCCUAUGUUUGCUCUCUUAUAUGUUGUCUGCAUGCAUGUUAGCUUUUAAAUGGACUCCCUUGCCAUCUCUCCUCUUACUUGCUUUGAGUGAUUCACUGUCUGCCCAAGCAAAGCAGUAUCACUCAAUACCAAGAUAAAACAGCUGUUGCUUUUUCUAAAAGUAGAGACUCAAAACAACACCCAACGGAGAGAACCCAGCCCUUUGUUUUUCCGUUAGGAGCCGAGACCUGAUACCAGAAGUGUCGACAGCUCCUGUCAUGAGAGAAUGUCCUUCAGUUGAAGCCAAACCAAGUCAAAAUCUCUCCUCCUCUUCCCUGCCCAACAGGAGUUGGAGUGAGAUCACUAAACACUGUCCCUUUCCAGCAUGUGGAAAAGAAGAGAGGGAUGCAGGGAGAGGGGCAGAGAAAGAAAUGCAGAAUGGGUCCGUGUAGAAAAAGAGCGUGUGCUGGGUAAAAGGCAGCAACAAACCUCACCCUGAAAAUGCCUAACCCAACCUCACAACUUGAUUCCAGUUGCCACACUUGUGUACGAGCUGCGAGAUCUUGAGAUGGCAGGUUAUGUAAAUGCUGAGAAUGGGGAGUGGGGCUGUGGGAACAUGUGUGCUAGCUCUAUUUUGUUGUUCUUGUCACUCUGCAUGAGUUGGGAGGGCUACUGCCUCAAACAAGUACUUGUAGGGGCCCCACCUGCUUUUUAUAACCCUGGGAAAUCAGUGUUCUGAAACGUGUGGGGCUUCCACAAGAACAAGAGGCUCCCUGCUUCAGAUUGUCCUCCAACUUGUGCAGUGGAACAAAGAACUGAGAGGGUGGAGCUGGUGCGCUCAUCACUGCAGCCCACCCCUCAAGUAUUUAAUUUAACACACCAUCAUAAUUCCUGAAUAGGGCUAUUAGCACAUUUUGAAAGGGAUGGAAUGCUGAACACAGAAGAGCGCUGUUGGACAGUCUAGUCCAAGCUAUUUUAUUUCCUUCAGUGGCCAACCAGGUGUUUCUCAGAAUCUCUUAAGGAGAGCAGAAACGCAACAUGGUCCUCUCUGGUGUGUUCAGCUGAAUGUUUGUGUACACAAGGAAGGCUUGCUUUUCUACAACUGGGAACCCUGGAAAGACAGGAUUCCCAGUUGCACAGUUGUCAGUGUGUGGACUUUCCAGAUGUUCAACUGAAUGCAAGAAAGUUUGGAUUAAGGACAGUGGCAGUGACCCCCACUUGUCCAUUCCUUCAUGCAUUCCUCAUGACAUGGGGAGCUGUUCUUCCAUCACUGUGGAAGUGGCCAUCGCUGCAUCUUCUGGCAUGCUACAAGUGAGGCCAAGGCAAUCCAUCUAAGGAGACAUUAGCCUUCACUCAUUCCACAGUUGUAAUCACUCGAAUGUGUUGGAAAGGUACAUAGAAAACUCAAGUGACUUUUCAGUGGGACAGUCUGUUUUUCACAAUGGGAGCUUUAAGUCAUGACCAAAUAGUGAACAAUAAAAAUAUGGUACGCAGAGCAUGCAGAAUGCGGAAUUUGCAAGUGACUUCUCCCUUUCGCUCCUUCAGAAAGAGGACGACAUUGACAAAAUUGGCCCCGUGGAAUAUUACGGCAUGGGUGGCUAUGGCGGCUUUCCUCUUCAGUACUAUCCGUAUUACGGCAAGCUCCUCCAGCCCAAGUACCAGCAGCCCCUUGUGGCCGUGCAGUUCACCAACCUGACGUAUGAUAUGGAAGUGCGUGUCGAGUGCAAGGUCUAUGGUCAGAACAUCCACUACAGUGACAAGGAUCGUUUCCAGGGACGUUUUGAUUUGAAAUUUGACAUAAAAAGCAGCUGAUCGCAAGCACAGUUUCUUUCUUCUCUCUCCUCUUAGCCAUUUAAAAAAGUAUAAAAAAGACAAAAACCUACUAGUCUUGAACAAAACUGUCAUACGUAUGGGACCUACACGUAAUCUAUAUGCUUUACACUAGCUUUCUGCAUUUAACUAGGUUAGAAUGUAAACUUAAAAGUGUAGCAAUAGCAACAAAGAUAUUUAUUCUACUGUAAAUGACGAAAACAAAACAAACACAGAAUUGAGCCUUGGGACAUGCCCAUUUCUACUGUAAAUUAUUAUUCCAUAACUGACUUGUAGUAAGCAGUGUUUCUGCCCCCUAAAUAUUGCUGCCUUGUGAGUUUUAUUUAGUGUACAGUACUAUAGGUGCAUUACUCCGAUCAUUUUUCAAGCCAUGUAUUAUUGUACCUGUUUUCUACUUUCUGUGAGCAAAUAUUUGCUGUCCAAGGUGUAAAUACUCAGUGGGACUAAAACUGGCAUGGUACUUUUAAUUAUUAUAUUUUUGUUCAUUUUUAAAAUGGUAAAGGCCCACUUGUGAGAUUAUUCAGCAGCACUCCAUAGAGCCUCCCCCCCUUCCUCCCUGUAGCCUUAGGACUUUAUUUAGUGUGGUGGCAGGGAAAAUUACCUUGACUUUGAAGCAACGCUAAGGAGCGUAGGUGAUUAUGUAUUGUGCUUUAUAGCGAAUGUUGUCUUUCUAUCUCUCUCUCUCUCUCUACUCCCCGUCUCCCCGCACCCGUUCUGAAGUUGUGUGAGAGAUCUGAGUCAGCCUAUCACUCUCAUCAGUGACAGGAAUAAUUAUUUUGCUUUGUAUAUUUUCUUUUCCUGCUAGAGGCAUCAUAUGCAGUGGUGCUGUCUUUAUUGAAUGUUUUAACCAUUUCCAUGGUGGAAGAAUUUUAUAUUUAUGCAGUUGUACAAUUUUAUUUUUUUUCUGCAAGAAAAAAAGUGUAAUGUAUAAAAAUAAACCAAAGCCACAUGUUUGAAAAUAAAUCUUUAUUUUGAACUUUAUGAAAAGCAAUGCAGUUAACCCCCAUCAACUGGUGUUAAAUGUUGUCUAAAGUGCAAACCUCUAUGUUCUAACAUAUGUAAUAGCCAGGAAAAUACAGUGCUCUUGUUGAUCUUGUAUUUCAGUCAGGUUAAAACAUUGGUCAAUAAAUGAAUAAACACACAUCUUCCAUC